GUCAUUUUGUGCGGAGUGUGGAACCAGAUAAAUGAAAUGCCCUUUCCUCUUCUUUUGAAAUCCAAGGCGGGAGGGAGAUAACGGGGCGUCCAUGGCAGAAACCCUAACAUCGUCCCAGUCUGCUACGGAAUCGAUCCACUUGGAAAGCAUUCGCAGUCGCUUGAAGGUUCUCUCUGAGACGCGAGACAACCUCUUGAACUCUUCUGAUGCCUCAUCGGAGGAUUCGAAGAUGUUAGAGGGUUGCAUUUUCAAUUUUGAGGAAAAGCUUAAGCUGCUCGAUGGGCAGGAACAAGAUGUUGCAUCUCUGAGCCUUGAAGAAUUAGAUGCAUAUGUGGAUAAAUUGAAAAAGGCGAUCUGCUCAGCGGAAGAAGAGAACUCGAAAGUUUCCAGUGAAAUUGAGGCACUCACAAAAAUGUUUGUUGAAGUCUCUGUUCAAUUGGAUGGUGAAAUUGAAGCAUUGAGUUACUCAAUGAACUUCAUUGAUGCAAAGGGCUUAAAUUCCUUGAGUUCAAUUCAUGCUGAUGAUGGGGUACUCAAUGGAGUGAUGCAUGAAAGCCCAUUGCACUUGUUUAACGCGUACAAAUUUGAGAUUUUUGAACUUAAUCAGCGGAUUAAGGAGAGUGAAGAGAACCUAAUCCUUUUGCAGGAUAUCGAUUAUGCUUUGAAAAGGUUUGAAGCAGAUGGACAACUUGAAGCUAUGUUUUCUGGAUUAAGAGUUAUUGAUAUACAAGGAUGUUAUGUUAGGUUGUCACUAAAGACAUAUAUUCCGAACAUAGACACCAUUCUUCUUAGGCAUAAAGUGGAUUUUGUGGAGCCACCUAUGUCUGAACACGAGAUGCUAGUAGAAUUUUCUGAGAGGAAUAUGGAUAUAAAGAGCAUUGAGAUCUUCCCUGGUGAUGUUUGUAUAGAAGGAAUAAUUGAUACAAUCAAAUCAUCCAGAAAUUUCGUUGCAUCAACAGUGUCCUCCUUGAGAUGGUUAAUAAUACAAGUUCAUCAUCGUAUUAUUUUGUGCAUGCUUCGCCGCUUAUUGGUAAUAGAUGCUAACAAAUCAAGACAUUCUUUUGAACACUCAGAUAGGGAUGACACAGUUAUUGCACAUCUGGUGGGAGGAAUAGAUGCUUUCAUUAAGUUAGCCUCUGACUGGCCUAUAUCAUCUUAUCCUCUGAAGUUACUGUCAAUUAAAAAUCGUGAUGACCAAUCCCAAAGCAUUACUCUGAGUUUCCUUUGCAAGGUCAAGGAACGGGCAAACUCUUUAGCUACACAAUCACGUCUUCAACUUGCAAAAUUUGUGGAUGGUAUAGAAGCGAUCCUCCAGGAGAUGCAAUCUGAUCUUCAUUCAAACAACAUUACUACCUAGCGGCUAGAUUUUUCACUUGAUUUCUUAAAAGAUUGAAUGUAUCUUAAUCUUGUAAGUUCAUAGUUGAUAUGUUUCUUUUUCUUUGAUGCUUGGGUAUGUCUAACAACCCUGAUGGAGAUGAUCCAACAACUUUUUACCUGUAUCUAAGAAAUGACUUGUUCCAUUGAAUUUCAAGAGAUUUUAGAUUCUUCUCAA
Messenger RNA from Zingiber officinale, 1552 nucleotides. RefSeq lists its product as uncharacterized. The transcript is spliced from 12 exons. Lineage: Eukaryota; Viridiplantae; Streptophyta; Magnoliopsida; Zingiberales; Zingiberaceae. The record is from RefSeq and is a predicted model, not a curated record. The coding region runs from base 92 to 1357 and encodes 421 amino acids.